Molecule: messenger RNA, 2937 nt
Organism: Lynx canadensis (Canada lynx)
Lineage: Eukaryota; Metazoa; Chordata; Mammalia; Carnivora; Felidae
Gene: CARM1
Product: coactivator associated arginine methyltransferase 1
Biological process (GO): peptidyl-arginine methylation
Molecular function (GO): protein-arginine N-methyltransferase activity
Source: RefSeq, a predicted model, not a curated record
AUGGCAGGGCGGCGGCGGGCGGGCGCAGGGCCGGGCGCGGGCGGCGCGGGGAACGGCGGUCCGAGCGGCGCGGGGCCCUGCGCGGCCGUGUCCGUGUUCCCCGGCGCCCGCCUCCUCACGAUCGGCGACGCGAACGGCGAGAUCCAGCGGCACGCGGAUCAGCAGGCGCUGCGCCUCGGGGUGCGCGCCGGCCCGGACUCGGCGGGCAUCGCCCUCUACAGCCACGAAGAUGUGUGUGUGUUUAAGUGCUCGGUGUCCCGAGAGACAGAGUGCAGCCGUGUGGGCAAGCAGUCCUUCAUAAUCACCCUGGGCUGCAACAGCGUCCUCAUCCAGUUCGCCACUCCCAAUGACUUCUGUUCCUUCUAUAACAUCCUGAAAACCUGUCGGGGCCACACCCUGGAGCGGUGUUUCAGCGAGCGCACAGAGGAGUCCUCCGCCGUGCAGUAUUUCCAGUUUUACGGCUACCUGUCCCAGCAGCAGAACAUGAUGCAGGACUACGUGCGGACAGGCACCUACCAGCGCGCCAUCCUGCAGAACCACACGGACUUCAAGGACAAGAUCGUUCUGGACGUGGGCUGUGGCUCUGGCAUCCUCUCGUUUUUCGCCGCCCAGGCCGGGGCGAGGAAGAUCUACGCGGUGGAGGCCAGCACCAUGGCCCAGCACGCAGAGGUCUUGGUGAAGAGUAACAACCUCACUGAGCGCAUCGUGGUCAUCCCCGGGAAGGUGGAGGAAGUCUCGCUCCCCGAGCAGGUGGACAUCAUCAUCUCGGAGCCCAUGGGCUACAUGCUCUUCAACGAGCGCAUGCUCGAGAGCUACCUCCACGCCAAGAAAUACCUGAGGCCGGGGGGAAACAUGUUACCCACCAUUGGUGACGGUCCAUCUGCACCCUUCACGGAUGAACAGCUUCAGGAGCAGUUCACCAAGGCCAACUUCUGGUGAGUCCCAUCCUUCCAUGGAGUGGACCUGUCAGCCCUCCGAGGCGCUGCAGUGGACGAGUAUUUCCGGCAGCCUGUGGUGGAUACGUUCGACAUCCGGAUCCUGAUGGCCAAGUCUGUCAAGUACACGGUGAACUUCUUAGAAGCCAAAGAAGGAGAUUGCACAGGUACCGAAAUCCCAUUCAAAUUCCACAUGCUGCAUUCCGGGCUAGUUCACGGUCUGGCUUUCUGGUUCGAUGUCGCCUUCAUCGGCUCCAUAAUGACAGUGUGGCUGUCCACGGCCCCGACGGAGCCCCUGACCCACUGGUACCAGGUCCGGUGCCUGUUCCAGUCACCACUGUUCGCCAAGGCCGGGGACACGCUCUCAGGGACAUGUCUGCUUAUUGCCAACAAAAGACAGAGCUAUGACAUCAGUAUUGUGGCCCAGGUAGACCAGACGGGCUCCAAAUCCAGUAACCUCCUGGAUCUGAAAAACCCCUUCUGCAGAUACACAGGCACGACGCCCUCGCCCCCACCCGGCUCCCACUACACGUCCCCCUCGGAGAACAUGUGGAACACGGGCAGCACCUACAACCUCAGCAGCGGGAUGGCCGUGGCUGGGAUGCCGACCGCCUACGACCUGAGCAGUGUUAUUGCCGGCGGCUCCAGCGUGGGCCACAACACCUGAUUCCUUUAGGUGAGUGUCCCCCGGGCCAACACGGGGAUUGUCAAUCACACCCACUCCCGGAUGGGCUCCAUAAUGAGCACGGGGAUUGUCCAAGGGUCCUCUGGCGCCCAGGGCAGCGGCGGCGGUGGCUCCAGUGCCCACUACGCGGUCCACAGCCAGUUCACCAUGGGCGGCCCCGCCAUCUCGAUGGCCUCGCCCAUGUCCAUCCCGACCAACACCAUGCACUACGGGAGCUAGGCCCCUCCAGCGUGGAACAGACUGACAGCACCAGGAAACCAAUGAAGACCCUGCCCACCCACCCCCCUGCCUGGGCGGCUUUCACCCCUGUACCGGAGAAGCCCAAACACCCGGUCACGGCCCUCUUUGCUAUGGGAACUCGGACACUUUUUUACACGACAUCGCCGCCGCCGCCCCCACUCCACCGCCCACACCACAUCUUGGCCCCGAGCGUGUGUCGCUGCCGUAUUUUACACGAGAUCAUGUCGUGGGAGCCCCGUUUCCCCCUCCUGCCCUCCACCCUGACCUGGGUUUGACAUCCUCCGUAACAGGCGUGUCCGGGCCUGACAGCUGCAGGCCUGGCGGGGAGGUCGGGGGAGCAGCUGCGCAACCCCCACCCCCCAACGGGUCCCUCGGCGCCAGCCCCCCCCCCCCCCCCCCCGCCUGUCUCCAGGGGGAUGGCGGUCCCUGACUGGGCGGGCCUCCCCUUCUACUACCAGGCCUUGGUCACAUGGGCGUGACAUGCUGCUUUUUUAAUUUUAUUUUUUUACGAGAAGAACCAGUGUCAAUCCACAGACCCUCUGAGAAACCAGGCCGGCCGGGCCGAGCCAGCAGCCCCUCUCCCCCACUCAGAGGCUCAGUGGUGAGGGGCAGCCCUGCCGAGUCUUCGGGACAGGGGUGGGGCCAGGCCUCUGGAGACCCGAUGGCCCCCUCCCACCAAAGGGUUCACCUCACACUUGAAUGUACAACCCACCCCGGCUGUCGGGAAGGCCCUCCGUCCUCGGCCCCUGCCUCUUGCUGCUGUCCUGUCCCCGAGCCCCUGCAGGUCCCCUCGCCCACCCCUGCCGAGAGCUAGAGCAGGUGGCCCCGUGGGCCCCAGGCCUGGAGGAAAGGGCCACCAUCAGCCGCUCGGGGCAGACCUGAGAGACCUCGAGGCUCGGUCGUGGAAGGCGUCCUUUUCCCUUGUAGCUCACAUUAGGCCUGUGUGUUUCCCCCCACAUUUGUAGAUGCUCCAGUCCCUCUUACUAUGAUGGCAUUGUGGCCCCUCCCUAGCCUGGAAGGGGCCUUGCAGGGACCUCUCCCCACCCCCCCACCCCCCAAAAAAACAAAAAAAAUAAA